Messenger RNA from Taeniopygia guttata (zebra finch), 1631 nucleotides. The record is from RefSeq and is a predicted model, not a curated record. Lineage: Eukaryota; Metazoa; Chordata; Aves; Passeriformes; Estrildidae.
CGCCUCCCGGAGGUCCCGCCCCCCCGGCCGGAUCCCCGCUUCCCAUUGGCUGGCGCGCCCGCCAAUCAUCGCCGUUCAAACCGGCGGCCCCGUCCCCUUCCGCCGACCGUUACGGCGCAAACAACGCGCCCAGGCCCCGCCCCCUUCUCCUUUCCCCCUCACGGCUCCGCCAAUCAGCGCUCACCGCCCGCCUUUUCCUUCGCUCCCCAUUGGCCGCCCCGCGCGCCGCGCGGCGCUGAUUGGUCGUACCCGCGGUGGGCGGGGACUGUGCGCGUCCGAGGUUAUAAAGGCGGCGGCGCGCCGGAGGGGCCCCCUCAGAGCGGCGGGCGGGCGGCGGCGCCGGAGGUGGGACCGCGCUGCCGGGGGAGGGGAGAGGGGGCGACCCCCGGCCUCCCCCCUGCCCGAGGGGUCACCCCCAAACCCGGGGACCCCGUUUCGAACCGGGGGGUUCCCCCCAGGGAGCCGCUGCCCCCUCGGGACCAGCCCGGACAGGCCGGGGCCCAGCCCGGCGCCAUGGAGCCCCGAGGCGGCGCCUGGCAGACCCCCGAGGCCGAGAACCUGCCGCCGGCGGCGCUGCGGCUGCUGUGCCGCGAGGUGGCGCUGCUGAGCGCCGAUCCGCCCGACGGCAUCCGGCUGUUCCCCAACGAGCAGGACCUGAGCGACCUGCAGGUGCUCAUCGAGGGGCCAGAGGGCACCCCAUACGCCGGGGGGCUGUUCCGCAUGAAGCUGGUCCUGGGGAAGGAUUUUCCGGCCGCGCCCCCGAAGGGAUUUUUCCUGACCAAAAUCUUCCACCCCAACGUGGGGCCGAGCGGAGAAAUCUGCGUCAACGUGCUCAAGAGGGACUGGAGCGCCGAGCUGGGGCUGCGGCACGUCCUGCUGACCAUCAAGUGCCUGCUGAUCCAGCCCAACCCCGAGUCGGCGCUGAACGAGGAGGCGGCGCGGCUGCUCCUGGAGGACUUCGAGCGCUUCGCCGCCCGCGCGCGGCUGCUGACCGAGAUCCACGCGCGGGACCCCCGCCCGGCCCCCCGCCCGGACCCCCGCCCGGCCCCCCGCCCGGACCCCCGCCCGGACCCCCGCCCGCCCCCCGGGCCCUCGGCGCCGCCCCCCGCCCCGCCCGACGGGCCCCAGCCCAAGAAACACGCCGGGGACCGCAAGGGACCCCCGCCCCCCAAAAAGAAAGGGGCGGGCGGGGACAAGAAACGGGCGCUGCGGCGGCUCUGAGACCCCAGACCCAAUUCGGGGGGUGGGGUAUCCCAAAUCUGAGACCCCAGACCCACUUCAGAGAGCUGGGGGGGCUCUGGGACCCCAGACCCAAUUUGAGAUGGGAUAUCCCGGCUCUGAGACCCCAGACCAAAUUCAGAAUGGGAUAACCCAGCUCUGAGACCCCAGACCCAAUUCAGGGGGUGGGAGGGCUGGGAUAUCCUGGCUCUGAUACCCCAGACCCAAUUCGGGGUGGGACAUCCUGGAUGGGGAGGGGUCCCAGCCCUCCCUCAGAGCCCAUUUAGGGGGUCCUGAUGCCCCCAGACUCAUUUCAGGGGUCCCAGAUCUGUUUUGGAGCUCCUCUCUGCCCCCAGACUCAUUUUGGGAACUCCAAGACCCCUUUGACCCCCCCCCAGACCCAAACCCCAAAA